Molecule: messenger RNA, 1168 nt
Organism: Ilyonectria robusta
Lineage: Eukaryota; Fungi; Ascomycota; Sordariomycetes; Hypocreales; Nectriaceae
Exons: 2
Coding region: 151-924 (257 amino acids)
Source: RefSeq, a predicted model, not a curated record
UCCGUUAUCCAACAUCCCGCCAUAUCGCCAUAUCGUCAUACGGCUCUUGCCUUUUGCCACUCAUCCUUCGACCCUCACUCUCUCCCGCAUCUUUCCAUCAACCAACCGACCGAUACUUGAGUGCUCCAUACAUUUCAGCACUCACCCGUCAUGAUCUCCGCCUCGACUUCCCCGCCGUCGUCAGACACGCCCGCAUUUCCCCUCCGCCAGCACCUCUUUGACAGGCUUCCCACCGAGCUGCGUCUCAAGAUCUGGAACUACAACCUGCCCCAGACUCGACUCGUCCCCAUCCAAUGCGGUUCGAGUUGGCCCUCUUCUCUGGAGCCUUCGCAAUCCCGUCUCUCAUUCAACACCGGCUGCACCUCACCCGCCGCCAUCCCAGCUAACCUCCACGUUUGCGCCGAGUCGCGCACCGAAGCGCUGAAGCACUACCAGCUGGAGUUCGGUUUCGCCCGCGGUCCCGGCCAGGUCUUUUUCAACCCGACCCGCGAUGUCAUGUACUUCGGCCCUCGCGACGGCUACAUGGCCGCCGACUCGCAGUUCAAUACCUGCAUGUCCAUGUGCGACCCCGACCAGCUCGCCACCGUCCGCCGCAUCGCCAUCAAUGACGCCCUGUUCUGGAUCGAUACCACCUACCGCUCCAUGACCGCCUCCAGCCUGACCGUUGAGCUGCUCCGCCGCCUCCAGUCUCGCAUGCCCGGGCUCGAGGAGAUCAUCUUUGUGCCCCGCGACGAGGAGUCGCUGGACUCGAUGUGGUCCGACUACCUGGAGCCCACCAUGGUGUACGUCCGCAUGGCCCGUCAAAUCCAGACGGCCGUUGAGACACUGCGCGAACAGACGCCGCACUGGAAGCCUCCGCGAUGGAGCAUCCUGCCCUUGAGCGUCUUCCCAAAGUCCUGGAACUCUGUCAGUGCCGCCGCCUAGUUGGCCCAGGUGCAAGCGACAAGAGGCAGAGGGAAAAAAGAGAGAGAAAGAACUCACUAAUAUCACGAUACCCUUGCGAGUCCGCUUUGAACAAAGCCACUUAUUGCUGGUCAAAGGCUUCUCAUACUUUGAUGCAAUGCUGUUAAUAUCUAUAUCUACCUUAGUGGCGUUGCCAGCUCGCCUUACAAGCAGACUGAAAGGGAAAGUCUUCAGAUACGUCCUGCUGGCCACCAGUCCACCCCGA